This is a messenger RNA of Drosophila gunungcola (fruit fly), 1000 nucleotides long. It is a transcript of the gene Vps2, whose product is annotated as charged multivesicular body protein 2a. Gene Ontology annotation, biological process: protein transport; late endosome to vacuole transport; endosome transport via multivesicular body sorting pathway. Bases 117 to 890 code for a protein of 257 amino acids. Lineage: Eukaryota; Metazoa; Arthropoda; Insecta; Diptera; Drosophilidae. Gene Ontology annotation, cellular component: ESCRT III complex; multivesicular body. The record is from RefSeq and is a predicted model, not a curated record. The transcript is spliced from 2 exons.
CCUUGGCCACCUUACAAUCAUACAUCCUGCGCUUAUUGUUUUGGUUGAUGAGUAAUCUUUGAGAAACUCCGUCAUUCCUUCACGAUUAGAACUUGUAGCACAAGAAAUCCUUCAAAAUGGACUGGCUAUUUGGCAAAAAGAUCAGCCCCGAUGAGAUGCUGCGCAAGAACCAGCGGGCGCUGAACAAGGCGAUGCGGGACUUGGAUCGCGAGCGGAUGAAAAUGGAGCAGCAGGAGAAGAAGAUCAUCGCUGACAUCAAGAAAAUGGCCAAGGAGGGUCAAAUGGAUGCCGUGAAGAUCAUGGCCAAGGAUCUGGUGCGCACACGUCGCUACGCCAAGAAAUUCAUGCUGAUGAAGGCCAAUAUCCAGGCGGUGUCCCUCAAAAUCCAGACACUCAAGUCUCAGAACACAAUGGCACAGGCCAUGAAGGGUGUAACCAAGGCCAUGCAAAACAUGAACCGCCAGCUGAAUCUCCCGCAAAUCCAGAAGAUCCUGCAGGACUUCGAGAAACAAUCGGAAAUGAUGGACAUGAAGGAGGAGAUGAUCAACGACGCCAUCGACGAUGCCAUGGAAGAUGAGGGCGAUGAGGAGGAGACGGAUGCUGUGGUGUCCCAAGUGCUGGAUGAACUGGGACUGCAGUUGGGUGAACAACUAGGAGAUCUGCCCUCUGCCUCGGGAUCUUUGUCCAUUGCUGGAGCAGCUGGCGCCCAGAAAGCCCAAGCUGUGGCCGCCGGAGGAGUGGGAGGCGGUGCAGCAGCUGGCGGAGGAGGGGGAGCUGGAGGUGGCGGUGCAGGGGGCUCAGGAGCUACCGGCGGCAGUGGCGCCUCAUCGCCCAUGUCCGAUGCCGAUGCGGAUCUCCAGGCGCGCCUGGACAAGCUGCGCAAGGAUUGAGCUAUUUGUAAGCACCACUGCCUGCCCAUUCUAUAUAAGAGCCACCGCCCGUUUGUAUCUCCCGAAAGCGAAUGUUAUAUUAAAGAAGAUAAUGCUUGUGUUUUCCGUUC